Rubroshorea leprosula is the source of this 1380-nucleotide messenger RNA. The record is from the annotation of a GenBank genome assembly. NCBI's taxonomy places the organism in Eukaryota, Viridiplantae, Streptophyta, Magnoliopsida, Malvales, Dipterocarpaceae.
AUUUAUUUGGUGACAUUAGUACUAACAUACUUUAUGUGACCAUAUGUUUUGCAGGAUGUCGGGUGGGCCCAUCAACUCCGCACGUAGUCGCAGCACAUUAGGGAGACGAGGACGUCACAACUCUGUAGAUCUUGCAUGUGACGUUACCCCAGUAUUGGACGCGGGGCAUACUCGGUCUAUUAGUCCACAAGGUUCCAUUCAUGCAGCAGCCUCAUCCCAUAAUGGGAAGCAGAAGGGAAGAGGUCCAAACAAACCAAAAAGGGCUGCAAGAAGAGCAGAUGAAAGACCAUUGAUACAAAUUUCGCAUAAAGGCACCUUCUUGGAUGUUGAAGAUGAACGGGAUAAGUGGCGUGCAAAUGGUGAGUAUAGGCCAGUAUGGGUGCCUGAGCACCUAUGGCCUGCAUUAUGCUCUUAUUGGGAUUCUGCUAAGUUUCACAAUCUUAGUGAGAGGGGGAAGAAAAACAAAGCAUUUGGGGAACGAGUUACACACACUACAGGAUCAACCAAAGCUGCUGGGGGGUUAAGGCUAGCACACCAAGAGCUAUACAAGGAAACACGUACUUUACGAAAAGGUGUCCCCCAAGGACAAGAAGCUCCAUGGUGUGGCGACAAACAUAAGACUCGGCAUGAUACAUACAUCAGUGAGUGCUCUGCUACAUAUGGCUCGGACUCAGCAUCAUGGCCACCUCGGGACAAUGACGCUUGGGCAACUGUUGUUGGGGGAUGCCAUAGCAAUUUCAUGCCAGGAAUUGGUUCACAGGCAUCUCUAUCGCAGCAAUUUGUUGCUUUUAGUGCCUACGGGAUGCGCCCACCUACUGCUACCCCAUCAUUGCCUCACACUGGGCAAGCAUGUCCUCCUGUAGGGGCAUCAUUCCCUACUGUUGGGCCAUCGUUUCAUGCUAGUGGGCCAUCAUUUCCUCAUGCAAUGCCAAUGCAAAUGCCAAUAGAACCUACAUUACCCAUGGGCCAAAUGGGGAGACAAUUAGGAUCUCCAGGUACAUCUUCAGCCAAUCCCCCACAAGAUGAUUAUGGUUACCAGCUGAGAUUUGAUGUAGAUUACCAAGGUCCAUUUGGGUCGGAAUGAUCAGUGUGCAUGAGAUUGCGAACGCAAAACUUGGCAUGUUCUUGAUACUUGAGGAAAAUACUUUUAGUUUCUGGGUUUGUGAUUUAAACUUGUUAGGACAUGUGUGUAUAUGUUAGUUGGAAUUGAAUGGUUUGUGGUAAUAUUAACUGUAUUAUUAUGACUUGCAAGUUUAGAAUAUGUAAAUAGUCAUGUUAAAUGUUGCACGUGGUACUUAUAUAUUUAUAUUUUAAUUUAUGAUUAUGAGAUGAGGGAAUUAUAUAAGUGGUACAUAUUUAUAAUAAUGUGAUGAAUUGAAA